This is a messenger RNA of Plasmodium berghei ANKA, 2463 nucleotides long. Its product is annotated as conserved Plasmodium protein, unknown function. The transcript has a single exon. Lineage: Eukaryota; Apicomplexa; Aconoidasida; Haemosporida; Plasmodiidae. The record is from RefSeq and is a predicted model, not a curated record. The coding region runs from base 1 to 2463 and encodes 820 amino acids.
AUGAAAAAAUCAAAAAAAAUAUUAUCGGAUGAUGAAUCUAUACCAGAUGAGGAUAAUACAAAGGAAAACAAUAAUUUCAUUAAUUUAUAUGAUAGCGAUUUUGAUAAAAACAGCAAAUGCAACUUGAAAUUCAAAUUUCUUAAAAAUGUUAAAAUAAUAAAUGAUGAAAAGAAAAAAAAUUUAAGUAAAAUAUGUUGUACUAAAAAUUAUUUAUUUAUUAGCACAUCCAAUGUUGUCAGUCAAGUACGUAUUUUUAAUUAUAGCAAUUUGAUAACUUUCAAAAAGGAUGAAGCGAUAAUUAGUUUAUCUGAAGUGAAUAAUAAUGAAGAAAUAAACAAAGAUAAAGAUGAUAGUAAAAGUGUGAACAACAGCGAAGAAGAAGGCAGUCAUUAUGACGACAAAACUUAUAUAAAUUUAUGUGACAUUUAUGACAAAAGCGAGUUUUUUUCUGAUAUAAGUGAACCCUCUAAUGAUGCUAUACAAAUGUGGAAUAUUAAAAAUAAACAAAUAAAUACUUAUAAUAAUAUAAACAAAACAUACGGUGACUUGAUGGAAAUAAAAGAGGACGCAUUUUUAAUAGACCAAGACAACAACAAUAAUAAUAAAUUCGACGAAAAUAAUACAUUAUCUUUAUCAAAUAGUGAAAUGUAUAAAGAAGGAAAUAUAAAAAAUAAAAACUACUAUUCAAAUGGAGAAGUGAUAGAUUUAAAUUCGCAUUUUCUUGAAAUAAAUAAUGAAGAUACCAUGUUUAAAGAAGAAUAUUUAUAUUACGACAACUUUUUAGAUAAUUCUAAAAAUGAAAAUGAAAAUAAGCCUGCAUGGAAUAACAAAGGUGAAGAUGAAGAAAAUAAAACAAAAAAUAUAAUAGAAGAAAAUAUCAGGAACGAAGAAUUACAAAAAAAUGGCUUUUACAUUAGUAGUGAUCUUUUAGAAAUAAAUGUUGAUGUAAUAAAGACAAAAACAAAUAAAACACCUAAUUUGAUAGAAUAUGUUGGAGAAUUUAUUGAUAUAUAUUCUCCAAUAAUUUUAAUGAAAAAAAAUGCUAAUGAGAAUAUUUUAUCUAUAUUAACAUAUAGUGGAAGUAUAUAUAAUUAUGAUAUUAGUGAAGAAAUUUUAAAGGAAUUAAAAGAAAAAAGAAUAAACAAAAUAGAAUUAUAUAAUAAUAUAGAAAAUUAUUUUAUUCAACAAGAAACAAAUAAAGCACCAGAUUUUUCAUUAGAAGAUGACGAUGGAAAGGAGGUAACAAUUCCUCCAUUGUCAAUAUGUGAACCUUAUUUUAUUAAUUCUAUUAAAUGCUUCGAUUUUUUACCAGAUGGAAAAACAUUAGUUUGUGUAGGUUUUAAUAAAGAUUAUUUUCUUUCCUUUGUUGAUUGCUAUACAGGAAAAAAAAUUAUAUAUAAUAAAAAAAUUAAAAUACAAAAACCGAGUAAUAAUAGAAGUAAUGACAACAAAGACGCAAAAAACGAUUUGCCCAACGAUAAUAUGGAUGAUAAUACUAGUAUGCAAAUAAACUUAAUAUGUGAUUUUAACUAUAUAUACGUUGAAAAGGAAAAAAAAACAUUUAAUGGAGAAUUUGGAAAUUUUGUUUACAUAGGGUCAUCAUGUGGAUAUUUAGUAUUUAUUUUUAUAAGUGAACAUUUUGUAAAAUUUCUUAAUAUUUUGUUAAGAGAUAAAAACGUAAAAAGUGGAUCGCUAUUUAUAUACGAUCCUAAUCUUGAUUAUGUAUUAGAAAACAAUGUAUUUAAUUGUAUUGUUGGGAAUGUGGAUGAUGUAUAUAAGCUUGAUAAGAGCAUGCUAUAUGCACUAUUGGAUGAUGACGAUACUAACAAAAAUAUAUUUUCCUUGGAUAAUAACACCAAAGAAAAUAUUUUUAAAAGAACAGAAAACAAUUUCUUUUCAUAUGCAUUUUUUAUUUCAAAGAAUGUUAAGGUAAAUUCUAUUAUAAGCUUAAACACCAAGAAAAAUGAUUAUAUUAACUUAUUUAUAGCAUUAAAUAAUGGAAAAGUUUUAAAUUAUAUUUUCGAUAUAUUCACUUCUUUUUCAACAAAGACGCCAAUUACUAUGAGCAAUUUAUAUUCAUAUUUAAAUAAAAAUAAUUCAAACGUAUCCAAAAAUUGCAUACAUAAUGAAAAUUCAGAUAAUAACGUAUUUAUAAAAAAAAGCGAGAAAUUAAUUUAUGAUUUUACAGGUUUACAUAAAUCAACCACUAUAAAUAAUAUUGAUCUAUACCAAAAUAUUAUGAAUAAUAAUUAUCAUAUUUUUAUAAAUUCAAAUGUAAAGAAAAUUCGUGAGUUGUCUGAUAAAAAUUUUUAUAUAACUUAUAUGAUGGAUGUGCAUACUAAAAAAAUUGAAAAUUUAUAUAGGCAUAUCUCUUAUAUUAUUGAUUCAUGCAUAUCUCCACAAUUUUACUUUUGUUUGGAUGAUAACAACAAAGUGGCUAUAUUUUAUUCGUUAUAUAUGUAA